GGUGCCGGUGAUAGUCAUGUGCCCUAGGAAGAUGGCGGCGGUUGGGCUGCUGUUGCUGCUGCUGUCGGUGUUCGGUGAGGAGGGGAGAGCGGAGCCUGCUGCGGGGCCCCCAGUGCGGGUGUACGGACAGGUCGGCCUCAAUGACUCUCACAAUCAGAUCGUCGUCCACUGGGCCGGUGAGCAAAGUAACGUCAUUAUGGGACUGACCAGAGACAGCCUGGGCUCAGGGGGCACAAAAAACAGCAAUGUCUAUGUCUCCUACGACUAUGGGAAAAGCUUUGAGAGAAUAUCGGAGAAGUUCCGCUACGCAAAUGGAAAUGGCGACGUCGCCACCAUGGAGCAGUUCUUCCACAGCCCGGCAGACAACAAGAGGUAUAUCUUUGUUGAUGCCGACGCGUCAUACCUUUGGAUCACGAUGGACUUCUGCGUUACGAUCAGGGGCUUCUCUGUACCCUUCAAACCUGCAGAACUUCUCCUUCACAGCACAGACUCCAACCUGGUCCUGGGAUAUGACAAAUCUCACCCAAACAAGCAGCUGUGGAAGUCGGAAGAUUUCGGUCAGACGUGGAUAAUGAUCCAGGAACACGUCAAGUCUUUUUUCUGGGGCUUUGCUCCACUUGACAAACCAAACACCGUUUAUGUAGAACGGCAUGAGCCUCGUGGCACCUCCAUUGUCCUGCGCAGCACCGACUUCUUCCAGUCUCGUGACAACUCUGAGAUAAUAAUCGAGAAUGUAGACGGCUUUCAGCUUCGGGAAAAUUACAUGUUUGCCACAAAGACGGUGCAUCUUUUGGGCAGCAAAGACCCUUUCUCGGUGCAGUUAUGGGUUUCAUAUAAUCGCAAGCCAAUGAGAUCAGCCCAGUUCGUUACCCGCCAUCCAAUCACUGAAUAUUACAUUACGGAUGCAUCGGAGGAUCAAGUGUUUGUGUGCGUCAAGCACAGCAACAAUGUGACAAACCUGUACAUAUCGGAGGUGGAGGGCCUGCGCUUUUCUCUUUCACUGGAGAAUGUGAUCUACGUCAAUCCUGGAGCAGGGAAGGAGACUCUGGGCAGGUAUCUGGAGAACGAGCCAUUUGCUGAUGUCCAUCGUGUGAAGGGGGUAAAGGGCGUAUAUAUCGCCAAUGUGUUAAACAAGCCGCCCUCCAAAGAGAACGUGGCUACCGUCAUCACCUUUGAUAAAGGCGGAACCUGGGAAUUUCUUUCUACUCCCGGAUAUAACAGUUACACGGACACCACCCACUGCCCGAGCCCAAAGGACUGUCACUUGCACUUGGCACAGCCUCGCAGUCAGUUGACCUCCCAGGGGCGCGUCAUGCCCAUUGUCUCGAAGGAUUCAGCCCCGGGGAUAAUCGCAGCGACUGGUUCUGUGGGGAGGGACACGGUCGGUAAAAUUAACCUGUAUGUUUCCAGCAGUGCUGGUGUUCGAUGGCGAGAGUCCCUUCUAGGAUCGCAUUAUUGCACAUGGGGUGACCAUGGCGGCAUUCUCAUGGCAAUUGCGCAAGGCGUAGAGACCAACCAAUUAAAGUAUAGUACAAAUGAGGGAGAAACGUGGAAAACCUUCAACUUUUCAGACAGCCCACUCAUUGUCUAUGGAUUGCUGACCGAACCCGGGGAGAAGAGCACCGUGUUCACCAUCUUUGGGUCGUACAUUGGAGGAGGACACAGCUGGGUCAUAUUACAGGUCAACACAAGCGACGUCCUCGGUGUGCCAUGCGCAGAAAAUGACUAUAAAUUGUGGUCGCCCUCCGAUGAGCGAGGCAAUGAGUGCUUAUUGGGGAGCAAGACCGUUUUUAAAAGACGAACACCACAUGCCACUUGCUUCAAUGGAGAAGACUUUGAUCGGCCAAUUACAUCUUCCAACUGCUCUUGUACUAGAAAAGAUUUUGAAUGUGAUUACGGCUUUAAACUCAACCAAGACUUGAGAUUGGAGAACUGUGUCCCUGACCCUGAAUUUGCUGGAAAGCUGUACCCCAUCCCCUCGCCCUGCCCUGUGGGCACCACGUACAAGAGGAGCAGAGGUUAUCGCAGGAUUUCUGGAGACACGUGUUCUGGGGGAGACGUGGAGGUCCGACUGGACGAAGAAGAGGUCCCCUGUCCUGUAGGAGAGGAGAAUGAGUUCAUCCUGUACGCCAUGAGGAAUGCCAUUUACCGCCACGACCUGUCCUCUGGGGUCAGUGAGGAACUGCCGCUGAAGGGUCUGCGGGGUGCGGUGGCUUUGGAUUUUGACUAUGAAAGUAACUGCUUGUACUGGGCGGACGUCACAUUGGACAUCAUUCAGCGUCUGUGUCUAAAUGGCAGCUCGGGGCAGGAAGUCCUUGUUCGAGUCGGAUUGGAAACCGUAGAAUCCCUGGCAUUCGACCCAAUUAGUCACUUACUUUAUUGGGUUGAUGCUGGCAGUAAGAAAAUUGAAGUUGCCAAUCCAGAUGGGGACUUGCGGCUGACUGUUGUCAACUCCUCCGUCUUGGAAAGGCCUAGAGCCCUGGCUUUGGUUCCCCAGGAAGGGUUGAUGUUUUGGACAGACUGGGGUGACGAGCGGCACGGCAUCUACAAGAGUGAGAUGGAUGGUUCCUCGGUGAACCAUCUGGUCUAUGAUGGCAUUAAAUGGCCCAAUGGUAUUUCCGUGGAUGAAAACUGGAUCUAUUGGACUGAGGCUUACAUGGAUCGGAUAGAGAGGAUAGACUUCAAUGGACAGCAGAGAAUGGUGAUCCUAGACAGCCUACCCCAUCCCUACGCCAUAGCGGUGUUUAAGAAUCAGAUCUACUGGGAUGACUGGUCCCAGCUGAGCAUCUUCAGGGCUUCCAAAUACAAUGGAGCCCAGUCAGAGGUUCUGAUUGGCCGGUUGUCUGGAGUCAUGGACAUGAAAAUAUUCUACAAAGGAAAAUGGAAUGGUGAGAAUGCCUGCUCCUCCAGUCCCUGCAGCCUGCUGUGCCUGCCCAAAGAAAACAAAGGCCGAGUAUGCCGAUGCCCAGAUGGAGGGAAAGAGCAGACGUCGCCUACCGGGGAGGUGCUGUGUGACUGCCCACAUGGGUACCAGCUGAAAAACAGAACCUGUGUCAAGAUCGAGAACAAGUGUCUGCCCAGCCAGUACCGCUGCAGUAAUGGAAACUGUAUCAGCAGCAUCUGGCAGUGUGACAAUGACAACGACUGCGGAGACAUGAGUGACGAGAAAGACUGCCCAACCACAUCAUGUGACCCAGAUACUCUGUUCAGAUGCCAGGAAUCGGGGACCUGCAUCCCAUUGUCCUAUAAGUGUGACCUGGAGGAUGACUGCGGAGACAACAGUGAUGAGAGCCACUGCGAGGCACACCAGUGUAAGGAUGAUGAGUUUAACUGUACUUCCGGGAUGUGUAUCCGACAGUCCUGGGUGUGUGACGGGGACAACGACUGCAGGGAUUGGUCUGACGAGGCCAACUGCUCAGCUGUCUCCCAUACCUGUGAGCCAUCCAGCUUCCAGUGUCAUGAUAGCCACUGCAUUCCUCAGAGGUGGGUGUGUGACGGCGACUCUGACUGCCAGGACGGCUCCGAUGAAGAUCACAGCAUCUGCGAGAAGAAGUGUAAUGGUUUCCACUGCAGCAAUGGGACGUGUAUCCCUCUGGGCAAACACUGCAAUGGUGUAAAGGAUUGCCCUGGAGGCGAGGAUGAGCAAACCUGCGAGCCCCUGUGUACACGCUACAUGGAUUUUGUGUGCAAGAACCGCCAGCAAUGCUUGUUCCACGCAAUGGUGUGUGACGGAGAGACACAGUGCCGUGACGGGUCUGAUGAGGAUCCUGCAUACGCUGGAUGUUCACGAGGUCCAGAAUUUAAAAAGAGUUGUGAUCCGCAGAGCUUCUCGUGUCUGAAUGGCGUCUGUAUUAGCCUGGAGUGGAAGUGUGAUGGAAUGGACGACUGUGGAGACUACUCGGACGAAGCAAACUGCGAGAACCCUACAGAUACCCCUGCCUGCGCCCGUCUCUACCAGUUCCAGUGUGAGAACAGGCACUGUAUUCCUACACGAUGGAAAUGUGACGGGGAGGACGACUGUGGGGACUGGUCAGAUGAAAAGGACUGCGGUGAGAGUAUUCCACAGACCACUGUGAGGCCUUCCACGUGUCCCGCCAACCAUUUCCGCUGCGACAAUGGGGUCUGCAUCAUGAACACAUGGGUGUGUGAUGGCUACAAGGAUUGUAUCCAUGGCUCUGACGAGGAGGGUUGCCCCACAACUGUGAACUCCACAGUGCCCACCACCACAUCACAGGGCCGCUGCAACCUCUUUCAGUUUGAGUGCCAGAAGUCAAAGUACUGUAUACCCAAGUGGAAGCAAUGUGACGGCUUCAGAGAUUGCCAAGAUGGAACAGAUGAGCUUCGCUGCCCCACUCACAGACCUUCUGCCUGCAUUAAUGGGACACUGUGUGAAGACGGCGAGGCCUGCUUACCUCUGUCGGACCGAUGCGAUGGCUUCCUGGACUGUUCUGAUAGUAGCGAUGAAAAUAACUGUACCGAUGACAGCGUAGUAUACAAGGUGCAGAACCUACAGUGGACGGCUGAUUUCACUGGAAAUAUAACCCUGACCUGGGCUCGACCAAAGAAGAUGCCUCUGGCAUCCUGCGUUUAUUCUGUCUCUUACAGGGUUAUAGGGGAGAGCACAUGGAAGACGGUAGACACACACAGCAACAAGACUGCCUUUGUGUUAAAGAUCCUGAAGCCCGACACUACCUAUCAGGUCAAAGUACAGGUGCAGUGCCUGCGCAAAAUACACAACAGCUACGACUUCAUCACCCUAAGGACUCCUGAAGGGCUCCCUGAUGCACCUCAGCACCUCAACCUUGUGUUGAAUAAAAAUAUUCCCUUCACCAUCACGGGCUGCUGGUCUCCCCCUGCAAACACUCAUGGGCUCAUCCGAGAGUAUGUGGUAGAGUACAGUGUUAACGCUGCCAAGGUUUGGACAUCCUACAGUACGCCGAGCCUUUGCUAUGAUAUCAGGUUCCAGGAGUCCAGCUCUGUCUACCUGAUCAGGGUUGCUGCCAUUACCAGCAGAGGGAUGGGGGAAUGGAGCGAUACCAAGACUAUCACCACUGACUGGAAAAAAGUUGUGCCGCAACCCACCAUAAAGAUCCAGAAUGUCGGUGAAGACUCGGUGGGAAUCACAGUGAAGGAAGACUCUGAUAUUCCGAUAACGGGCUAUACGGUGUCUUUAUCAUGGGAAUUUGACAAACAUGUGCGGGAGAAGAAGACUUGGGAGAUUGCCGGACAGUCUGUGACCCAAAAAGUGGGCAAUCUAACGGCGCAGACGGAAUACGAGAUCUCAGCCUGGGCCAAGUCGGAGUUUGGAGAGAGCCCUGUGGCCUUUGAGCAUUUCAACACCACGGGCAUCAGACCGUCGGCGCCAAGCCUUAAGGCGAAAGCGACCAAUCAGACAGCAGUGGAGUGCAGUUGGGUUGGCGUGAAGAAUGUGACAUAUGGAUUGUUCUAUGCCACAUCUUUCCUCGAGCUGUACCGUAACCCUCAGAAUAUCACAACAACGCUACACAACAUCACAGUCAUCGUGAACAGAGAUGAGCAGUACUUAUUCCUGGUCCGCGUUAUGCGCCCUUAUCGGGGCCCCCCAUCCAACUAUGUUGUGGUCAAAAUGAUUCCUGAUAAUCGGUUACCGCCUCGUGACCUGCAUGCUGUGAUCACUGAAAAAGCAUUUGUUAUAAUGAAGUGGGAGUCUCCGUAUGAUUCGCCGGACAGUGAAUUGUACUACAUUGUGUCUGUGAAGGAUCUGAUUACAAAGACAGAGAGGAGCUUCAAAGUGAUUACUCAAAACAGCACGAUCGAGUACAGGAUCGGGAAUCUGGAGCCAGGCGGCAAAUACAAUGUCAUCAUCCAACUAAGAAACAUGAGCAAAGAAGCCAGCAUUAAAGUGAACACAGUUCCUCUCCAGGCGCCAGAAGGUCUGAAGCUUGUCUAUGAGAGAGAUCACAUUCUGCUGUUCUGGAAGAGCCUGGCCCUGCGAGAAAAAUUCUUUAAUGAGUCCAGAGGCUAUGACAUUCACGUGUAUGACAGCUCUAAUAAUGUAUCCACCUACCUUGGUAAUACCAGCGACAACUUCUUUCGAAUUUCCAACCUGAAGCCGGGCCACAACUACACCUUUACUGUGCAGGCGCGAUGUCUGUAUGGCGGUCAGCUCUGCGGAGAUCCAGCACUGCUCCUCUAUGAUCAGCUUGGGACUGGUAUGGACUCUGUGCCCUCCACCAGUGUCCAGUCCACGGAUGUCGCCGCUGUCGUUGUCCCAGUUCUAUUCUUGCUGCUAGUGGCUACCGGCUGCGGUUUUGUCAUACUGUAUAUGCGGCACCGACGGCUGCAGAACAGCUUUACAGCAUUUGCCAACAGUCACUACAGUUCACGUUUGGGGGCUGCCAUCUUCUCUUCCGGGGACGAUAUAGGUGAAGACGAUGACGACGCUCCGAUGAUCACUGGCUUUUCAGACGAUGUCCCGAUGGUGAUAGCAUGAAUCUGCAUUCUUCUCUUUAAACCAAAUGGUGUAAAUAUUUCUUCUCCCAGGAAAUUGUGGGAUGGUUUCCUUGUUUUAUUAUUUUUAUUUUAAAAGAUGCACUUUGAGUUGCAAUAUCUUAUUUUUAUAUGGGCCAAAAAAAAAUGAACUUUGUAAUUACUCAACUGUGAAAUGCAAAACGAGUUUAAAAACCAAAUACUGACGGUUCCUGAAUGGAGGUUUUGACCCCUUUGGCCCUGAGAUCCACCCCCCCCCCCUCUUUUUUGCUCUCCCCUAUGCAGGGAUGCCUUGCCCCACCCAUUUUCUGUAAAUGCAGUGAUUGCAAUCUGGCGUUGCGGUCGUGUUUAGAGGGGUCACGAUUAAAACGUGAGACCCGUGUACAGAUGAUCCUAAGGUGCCUUACUGACUUCUCAGAGAUUCUGGGUACUGGAGACCACACAGUGAGAUGCUGAGGGGUUCCAAACAGCCUUGUUUUGGAGCGAAGUCCUGUGGGUUCCCCUUUGACAUUCGGCUGCAGCGCUAAGGGGGUUAACGUUGGCAUUUUAGGACUGAAUUUGCUGGCCGUUCAUCCAUGUUUCUGUAAGUCACCAGUCAAAGCCCAUUUUUAUUUUAUUUUUUAAAUUCAUUAAGACCCACACUGUGUUUCACUGUCCUGUGCAUGGGCUCGCUGGUGCAGAGGGAAUGUCGAAUAGUGCAUUUUCCCUAUUGCAUGACUUUGGAUUGAUUUAAAAAUGGUGGCAAAAUUGGUACCAUUUUUUACUCUUGGAGCAGAGGUUUCUGCGCUGUACUGCACCUAAAGCCUAUGGAGACCUCUGCAACACUGGCUGUACACUUUGCAAUUUUGGGUAGCUCAGUAGUAGCUGAAAUUGACUGAAAAUUGUCGAUAUAAUCUUAAAUGCCAGAAAGAAAUCGCUCUACGGCCUACCACCAUAACUCAAGCUGAAACUGGCAAAGAAUUCCACAACGGUAAUACAUUUUUAUUGGAAAACUGAAUUGGAGCAAAAAAAAAAGGCAAUUUCAUCAACAGCAACCUACUUUUUCUAUUGGGGUCAUUUCGAUCCCAUCUCCUUGCGGUUGAUUCCACCAUUUUAUGUCUUUUAAUUGCUUUGUAAUUUUAGGAUGGAAAGUUUGAUCUGUCAAAUUUGCCAAGUGUAUGAUCAGUUUUCUUACUCUUGAUGUAGUUGAAAUUCUGCUGGGUGGGUUCUCCAAAAGUGGUACAAUUUUUUAAAAUGCAGAAAAGGCCAACUUGCCUGAAAAUUGUUUCUUUGCCAAAAAGCAUGCAAAAUGUAAGGGGAAUACACCACAAAUGCUCUUUCAAGUGCAGAAGUGUAAAAUAUUGGCUGUUGGCUUUUCUUAUAAAAUUUGUAGCGGUACUUAUAAAAAAAAAGUUUUGCUCAGUAGGAUGACUUAGUCACUUGCGUAGCACCAACGGUACUAACUUUACAUUGGUACAAAGUACCUAGGUUUGCACUAAGUGCAGUUCAAAGUGCCAAGUAUUUCCAAUAUAAAAGCAAUUUAGCCACUUGCGGCAGGAGAUUCUUGAUGGCAUAAUCCUGCCAUGCUUUUCUGCACUCUUCUACGGUUCUACAUGCAUGUUAUAUAUGUGAUCCUCCCACCAGCAGGGGGCUAAGGUGUGGGCAUGAGCCCUUGAGAGGGGACGGACGUUAUGAAAUUUUACCCCCCGCAUUGCACUCUCUUUUGUAGCUCCGUCCCGGGAAAAAUUUUAGCGGAAUGUUGCCUGUGGUGUACAUUUUUAACUUUUUUUUUUUUUUUUAUGUAAUCACAAAUGUCAAGAUUGUCUUUGUAUAUAAAGAAUGUAUUUUGUUUUUGGAAUUAUUAUUAUUCUGUAUGUGACAUGAUCGAUGUUGUGUCUGCACUUUUAUUCUGAUUCCUUCUGUGUGAAUUUAUGGGGUGUAAGUUUAAAUAUCACCUACAAGCAGGGGUACCUGUGAUUUAAAGAGGAUCUGUCACUUUGGACAUAUCUUAAUGUUUCAUGAAAGCUGUGGCCUAACAGCUGAGCUUGGCAUCCUUUUCUGCAUAUCUCUGUUCUGCAUUAGAACUUAGGUUG
This is a messenger RNA of Rana temporaria (common frog), 8540 nucleotides long. RefSeq names its product sortilin related receptor 1 (gene SORL1). NCBI's taxonomy places the organism in Eukaryota, Metazoa, Chordata, Amphibia, Anura, Ranidae. Gene Ontology annotation, cellular component: Golgi apparatus; membrane. Gene Ontology annotation, biological process: post-Golgi vesicle-mediated transport; protein targeting to lysosome; protein retention in Golgi apparatus. Gene Ontology annotation, molecular function: protein binding. Bases 17 to 6472 code for a protein of 2151 amino acids. The record is from RefSeq and is a predicted model, not a curated record. The transcript is spliced from 48 exons.